Rattus rattus (black rat) is the source of this 1902-nucleotide messenger RNA. RefSeq names its product aldehyde dehydrogenase family 3 member B1. NCBI's taxonomy places the organism in Eukaryota, Metazoa, Chordata, Mammalia, Rodentia, Muridae. The coding region runs from base 76 to 1482 and encodes 468 amino acids. Gene Ontology annotation, biological process: aldehyde metabolic process. The record is from RefSeq and is a predicted model, not a curated record. Gene Ontology annotation, cellular component: cytoplasm. Gene Ontology annotation, molecular function: aldehyde dehydrogenase (NAD+) activity. The transcript has 10 exons.
GCUGCUCUGUUCUCAAGCUCCAGGAACAGGGAGUCUGAAGCAGGCAGCUUCUGUGCGUCUGGACCUGGACUGAGAAUGGACUCGUUUGAAGAUAAGCUUCAGCAGCUGCGAGAGGCCUUCAACGCCGGGAGGACGAGGUCAGCUGAGUUCCGGGCUGCACAGCUGCAAGGCCUGAGCCACUUCCUCAGAGACAACAAACAGCAGCUGCAGGAGGCGCUGGCCCAAGACUUACACAAGUCAGCCUUUGAGUCGGAGGUGUCCGAGAUUGCCAUCAGUCAGGCUGAGGUGGACCUGGCCCUCAGGAACCUGCGGUCUUGGAUGAAGGAUGAGAAAGUGUCCAAGAAUCUGGCCACACAGCUGGACUCAGCCUUCAUCCGGAAGGAGCCCUUCGGGCUGGUCCUCAUCAUCGUGCCCUGGAAUUACCCAUUGAACCUGACACUCGUGCCUCUGGUGGGGGCCAUUGCUGCAGGGAAUUGUGUGGUACUCAAACCCUCAGAGAUCAGCAAGGCCACUGAAAAGAUCCUUGCUGAGGUCCUGCCCCGCUAUCUGGACCAGAGCUGCUUUGCUGUGGUGCUGGGUGGGCCUCAGGAAACUGGGCAGCUGCUGGAACACAGGUUCGACUACAUCUUCUUCACAGGGAGCCCUCGGGUAGGCAAGAUCGUCAUGGCCGCUGCUGCCAAACACCUGACACCCAUCACCCUGGAGCUGGGGGGUAAGAACCCCUGCUAUGUGGAUGACAGCUGCGACCCCCAGAUAGUGGCCAACCGUGUGGCCUGGUUCCGCUACUUCAACGCCGGCCAGACCUGUGUGGCCCCGGAUUAUGUCCUGUGUAGCCAGGAGAUGCAGGAGCGGCUGGUGCCCGCCCUGCAGAAUGCCAUCACGCGUUUCUAUGGAGACAACCCACGGACCUCCCCCAACCUGGGCAGAAUCAUCAACCAGAAGCAUUUCAAGCGGCUCCAGGGAUUGCUGGGCUGUGGCCGUGUGGCCAUCGGGGGCCAGAGCGAUGAGGGGGAGCGCUACAUUGCCCCCACAGUGUUAGUGGAUGUGCAGGAGACAGAGCCCGUGAUGCAGGAGGAGAUCUUUGGACCCAUCCUGCCCCUGGUGACUGUGAGGAGCCUGGAUGAGGCCAUCGAGUUCAUCAACCGGAGGGAGAAGCCACUUGCGCUGUAUGCCUUCUCUAAGAGAAGCCAGGUCAUCAAACAGGUGUUGGCCCGGACCAGCAGUGGGGGCUUCUGCGGGAACGAUGGCUUCAUGCACAUGACCCUGUCCAGCCUUCCUUUUGGAGGAGUGGGAACCAGCGGGAUGGGCAGGUACCACGGCAAGUUCUCCUUUGACACCUUUUCCAACCAGCGUGCCUGUUUGCUGCGCAGCCCUGGGAUGGAGAAAAUCAACGACCUGCGCUACCCGCCCUACACCAGUCGAAACCUCAGGGUGUUGCUGGUGGCCAUGGAAAAGAGAUGCUGCAGCUGCACGCUGCUGUAAGCAGGGGUGUUGGGGCACAGGAGCCUGCCUGGGGCAUAGCUGUGGAGAAAGUGGCCUGCCAGGGCCCUGGCCACAGAGAAGUUUGCUCAGCCCUUCUUGGUGCAGCCCUUCACCUCCUGCAGCUCCCUUUUCUGGAUCUUUGAAUGAGAAAGGCUGAGGGUAGGAAUGUGGGAAGGGAUGCAGUGACCUGCCCAUCUCCUCCAGUGCUAGCUAUAGAAUCUGAGAAAACAGGGCACUCUGAAUUACUCGCCUUCUUGUGGACAGUGCUGCAUGGGAGCAGUGAUAUUUGGCACAUGCCAUACUCUGUGACCAGGCAUGUCUGGGUCUUCUGAACCUCAGUUUUUGAUCUGCACAGUGGAGAGAAAUGAACAAAACAGCCUAUGGUCGCUGGAAGUAUUAAACUAGGAGGGCUUACUCCAA